CCCUCUCUCUCUCUCUCUUUGAUACCGGAGUCAGACCGAGCAGCGGACGGACCUUUCACCGUGUGUGUUUCUCUCCCCGCAGAUGAUGGCUCGGUUCCGGACGCUUUGGACCGGGAUCCUGGUCCUCCUCACGGCUGGUCCUCCUGCCGUCGUCCGCUCUUUCAGCCACCUGAGCUUCAACCUGUGUAAGUGGUGUGAGUCGUCCAGUCCUGUGUGUGAAGACCGCGUCUGCACCAGUAACUGCACGCUGUCCUCCUUCUGCACCGUCACCGAGGAGAUCUGCAUCGCCAUAUGGAGAAAGACCAACGACACGAUGACGGUUCACACGAUGUGUCAUAAUCCCUCCUUGCCACUAGAGGGCGUGGACCCCGGUCUGCUGCUCAACUUCACCUCAAGAGAGUGUCACAUGGUCCCACAGCCUGCAGAUGAUGGGGCCAUGAUGGUCUGUGGUUGUCAUGUAGACCACGAGUGUAACGACAGACUGAUCUUCGACAAGGGAGCCAACGGAUUUUCCAAGCUGCAGAGUAAAGACGUGAUCCCGGUGGUGGUCGUGAGUUUGGUGCCCCCUAUCCUGGUUGCCAUAGUUGCCACGGCCGCCUUCUACUUUUACCGCACACGCCGUCCUGACAAACCCAGCCCUCCUGUGCGUCCUGACUGGCCCACAAAACGCACCCCAGAUCUCUACCAGGCUUUUGACUUGCCAUGUGGGGGUCUCGGGCCUAGACGUGAUGGUGGAGGUGGUGUGACAGGUCCUGGUGCUGAAAUGGAGGAGUCUAAUGCCAAGUUGCCAAACAACGACAACAUCAGUGACAUGACAGCUUGGCAGGGACAUCUGGCUGAACCACUGCCCAUCAAGCUGGAAGCUGUGGUGGGGAAGGGGCGCUUUGCAGAAGUGUGGAGGGGAUGCCUGCUUGACGGGGAGAAGGGGGGAGUCAGCAGUUAUGAAACUGUGGCAGUGAAGGUGUUUCCAGCUGUAGAGUACGCCUCCUGGAGAAACGAGUGCUCCAUCUUCUCAGACCCAAAGCUGGAGCAUGAUAACGUGGUGCGAUUCUUUGCAGCCAUGGAAAGGGGCCCGCCUGGCCACGCCCUUAGGAAGUACUGGCUGGUUUUGGCCUAUCACAGCCUCGGGAACCUGCAGGACUUUCUCUCUGCAAACAUACUCACCUGGGAGGAACUUAUUGCCAUGGCAGGCAGCAUCGCUAGAGGAUUGGCUCAUCUCCAUAAUGACACGACUCCCAGUGGGGUUCCAAAGGUUCCAGUUGCCCAUCGGGACCUGAAGAGCAGUAACAUUGUGGUAAAGAGCAGGAAGGAGUGCGCUCUGUGUGACUUUGGUCUGGCGUUGAGAUUGGACCUCUCCCUUACUGCUGACGACUACGCUAACAGUGGACAGGUUGGAACUGCUCGCUACAUGGCUCCUGAGGUCCUUGAGUCAAGGGUGAACCUGGAAGACCUUGAGGCCUUCAAGCAGAUGGAUGUUUACUCCAUGGCUCUGGUCCUCUGGGAGUUAGCAUCUCGCUGCGAGGCCAUAGGUGUUGCAGAGGUAAAGAGCUACGAGCCAGCGUUUGGCUCCAAGGUUUGUGAGCAGCCCUGUGUGGACAGCAUGAGAGAUCUGGUGCUGAGGGACCGAGGACGGCCGGAGAUCCCCUCAACGUGGACGCAGCACCAGGGGAUGGGUGUCUUCUGCUCCACCAUCACUGAGUGCUGGGAUCACGACCCUGAGGCCAGACUGACGGCUCACUGUGUGGUGGAGCGCUUGAAUGCCCUGCAGCAGGAAGAGGAGGAGGGAGGAAGGCAGGAGGAGGAAGAGGAGGAUGUGAGGAGAGGAACUGACAGAGAGAGUGAUAAGGAAUCAGAGACACCAGACAAUAAUCAGAGUCCUUCCUACACCACUGCUGCUUCAUCACCCUCCUCCUCUUCCUCCUUUCAGAUCCCUCAGCCAGACUCACAGACAGAAGGAACAGAGGUUUCCCAAGAUUCCCUGGUUCACUCUGGUUCUGUGGUGUAAACUGUGCACCUCAUCAUACAAACACUUUGGGCCUUUUUCAUCCUGUUGCUGGCUGUGUUCCCGUAUUUCUGUAACGGGACCAAAGAAACUGAAGGACUGAGUAACCUGACUGUAGUGGCAAAUAAUGCAAUUUAUUGACUGACACCAUGAAGCCGACCCCAUCCAAUGGAGUUUACCACUAUAGACACUCUGACAGCAUGUUCGCCGAUCAGCUACGACUUAAAUAUAGUCUGCGGAUAAAGAUAGCGAAAAACUUUGGUGAUGUACUGACGUCACCUCUAGUGCCACAGGCAGGUUAAAAACAAGGUAAGGGUGACCAUAUUCUCAAACCCCCAAACUGGAUCCCAAACUUUAUCAGGUGUAUUUUUUCAGAAUUGGGAAUAAUUACUUAAGCUCUUAGCACGUCCCAAGUGCACCAUUCAAUGACCGGAUAUUAACGAGACAGCCUCCUGGGGCUCGUCAGAGGAGAGACAGAUUGUUUGCAAUAUGAGGAGCGAGGGGCAGAAACCAAUCUGACGCGAUGCAAUCAUGUAACCCAUUGGCAGUCAUCCGAGGACAUUAGCUUCAAUCAAUGUCUUUACAUAGAUAUCAGCAUGCAAGUGCAGCUUACAGUCUGUAAGCAACUUGUCACUUCCCAAGCUGCUAGUUGGACUAGGCAACGUGAUUUAAAGAAUUCUUUUCUAGAAGUCUUUUAUUGGUAAACUGCUGGCUGCACCAAAAACCUUGCAAAGUUGUCCGUAGUUCGAUGGGUUUGUAUCUUUGUUAGAUGAUAGCCAAUGGGUUUCAGGUUGGUUGCACAGGUAUUUGAUCAUUAUUAGGGCUGUCAGUGUCGCAUACCAUUUUGUCCCUUCAGGCUCACCGUAGAUAGUCGUCCUCAGUGUCUCCCUGUAGUCUCAAUGAUGUAAAAUAAGGACACUGCUGCGUCUUUGAAUGUCUCAUUUAACAAACUCUCAGACAGCUCUGCUGACGAGUCCAAAGUAAUAUCCACCUUAUGACAUCGCACGUUGACCUUUGUUACCGUUCCUUUGAGCUGUUUGACUUUACUUAUCAAUCCAUGACGAGUUCCCUUUUCCGCGGUUACGUUAAUGUCGGAACAUUUGAUCUACAGGAAGUUAGUACUCUGAGUUAAAGACAGUACAAGAAUACAAAAUAAAAGCACAACAAAAAUGCUUUUAAAUGCAAUAUAAUGGAAUUGCAAACAUUUGAUUAAAUGAAACGUUUGAAAACUGAAAUUCAAAAAUCUAUCGUUUGACAGCCCUAUGCAUUAAAGUAUUGGAAAUUAAUACUCAGAGGAUCACCAAGGUGUAACAAAAUGCCUUUAGCCAUCCUUCAAUACUUCAAGAUUCUUCACCAAAAGACACAAUAUAAAAAUGCUGAUGUGAGAUGUGUCAGAGAAUCUCCAAAGUUAAAACUGUUUUUUUACCAAGGAGAGAAAUGGAUACCUGAACCUAAAUGUUAUCACAACUCAUUCAACCAAAGCUGAGAUUAAGUUUGGACCAAACAGAUCCAAGGGUUUAAACUUGUUAUCUCUAUCGUCGUGAUAAGUCAAGGCUGAAUAAUCAGCGAUCUUGACUGGACAAUGAUCUAACAGCGCGAAUACAGAUAACCCUGCAGAGAGACGGUCAGAUUUUAGUUUUCUCCUCAGGAUGUCCUGAAGAGACAGAAAACCAAAGACUGAGUUCAUGCUUUGAAGGAUAAAAUCACUUUUGACUGAGCUGUAAUGGAAAUCCUAAACUCUCCCGAGGACGUCAGUCCUUUUUCUGCGGGCGGAGAUUUACACUUAACUGUUUUUUUGUUGUAUGUGAAUUUUCAUUUUGUUGGAGCUGGACUCCAUAUUUCUUUAAUUGCUACUGUUUUUUAUCACUUGUGUAACCUACAUGAAUAAACUGUAGAGAGAC
Labrus mixtus (cuckoo wrasse) is the source of this 3903-nucleotide messenger RNA. RefSeq names its product transforming growth factor beta receptor-like (gene tgfbr2l). The coding region runs from base 83 to 2005 and encodes 640 amino acids. The record is from RefSeq and is a predicted model, not a curated record. NCBI's taxonomy places the organism in Eukaryota, Metazoa, Chordata, Actinopteri, Labriformes, Labridae. Gene Ontology annotation, biological process: cellular response to growth factor stimulus; heart development; protein phosphorylation. The transcript is spliced from 8 exons. Gene Ontology annotation, molecular function: activin binding; transforming growth factor beta binding; activin receptor activity. Gene Ontology annotation, cellular component: plasma membrane; signaling receptor complex.